This is a messenger RNA of Pyricularia pennisetigena, 627 nucleotides long. RefSeq lists its product as uncharacterized. The record is from RefSeq and is a predicted model, not a curated record. Gene Ontology annotation, cellular component: mitochondrion. Bases 1 to 627 code for a protein of 208 amino acids. The transcript has a single exon. Lineage: Eukaryota; Fungi; Ascomycota; Sordariomycetes; Magnaporthales; Pyriculariaceae.
AUGUCAGCCUCCCAACUCCUCCGUCGAGCCACAACGCGACCACAGCCACGCCUCUUCCGCCCGGGCCCCUUCAGACGCAGAUACACCACUCCGCCGCCAGAACCCACCAAACCCCCAUCGGAAGCAACUCCGCCGUCCGCCAUCCGCCGAUUCGUCGCCCGCCUGCCUCGCCCGCUCCGACCGUACGUCGUCCGCCUCGAGUCGGCACCACUGUCCCACGCCGCCGCCUUCCUGAUCCUGCACGAGCUGACCGCCAUCGUGCCCUUGCUCGCCCUGUUCGCCCUCUUCCACUACACCGACCUGCACGUCGCCCCCGUGGCAUGGGUCGCGGAGCGGUACGGGCCGUACGUGGAGGAGGGUCUGGCCAAGUUCGAGCGUUACUUUCGCCGCAAGGGCUGGUUCGGACUGGACAAGGCUGCCGCCGGGGAUGGCGAGCAGGACUCGACCACCGACGCGCUCACCAAGGUCCAGGCCGCGCAGGGCCCCUACCGCGUCGUGGUGGAGGUUGCCCUCGCCUAUGCUAUCACCAAAGCCAUGUUGCCUUUGAGGAUAGCGGGCAGCUUGUGGGCCACCCCGUGGUUUGCCGGGGUUAUUGUGCGGGCCAAGUCCUUGUUUCGGAAGAGAUAG